Messenger RNA from Thlaspi arvense, 366 nucleotides. NCBI's taxonomy places the organism in Eukaryota, Viridiplantae, Streptophyta, Magnoliopsida, Brassicales, Brassicaceae. The record is from the annotation of a GenBank genome assembly.
AGAGAAAAAAAUUUCAAAGAAGAAGAAGAAACUAUGUCAAAGACUAACAUCAUAAUCGUCGCAGCACUUAUACUUAGCUUCAUGGUUAUUACUUCGUCGGCUCGUCCAGACUCCAGUCUCCAGAGCAAAUCUACGGAGAAGGAUAAUAAGUGUGAAACAGAUGAAUGUUUGAUGAAAUCGACUUCGGAUGCUAAUAUCGAUUACAUCUAUACACAGAGGCAUCCUCCUAAAGCGCAUGCACUGAAAGAGGAGAUGGAGAAGAAGUGUGAAACAGAGGAAUGCUUGAUGAAAACGACGUCGGACGCACACAUUGAUUACAUCUACACUCAGCCAUCUCCCCCUAAUACACUUGAAGCCAAUCCUUAA